AUGGAGCCGCACAAUUUGCAGGCGGCGUCUACCUAUAUAAAUAAUGUGCUUCUCGCCCGGGGCUUACUGAAAAGUGGCAAGCCGAUCGAUUUCGCUCAGCCGGAGAAUGAGGAAGGUGGCACGGGGGCUGCGAUGGCGAGAGUCAUCAACCUGGUGAAUGAUUUGGUCCUGAGGAGAGAUCGCGAAGCCGAACACCGAGAGAACCUAGCGACUACGAUUCGGACAUUGCGAGCGGAGGAUGCCCAAAAGACACUCGAGAUUGAGAAACUCAAGGCGAAGACAUCCGAAUUGACCCGAUCGGUCGCUUUGGCGGAAGCCCAAGAGCGUGCCCAGAAAGCCAAUGCAGCGAGUGCCGACGCUACAGUAAGACAACUGAAAGAUCAAGUGCAGCGCAUGAAAACUACGAUUCAGCAAGUCCGGGCCCAGUGUGCCAACGACAUCCGCAAGCGUGACCUGGAGAUGCAGAGAUUGAAAUCCCACCUGGCUGAACGUCAGAGAGGAAAACGGGAGGGGCUAGGCGUGACAACCAUCAACAUAAACCCUGCAGUCGAUCGAUCCUCCAAAGCUAAGCUUAUGUCGGGUGGCGAUAAUGUCAAUGACCCAGGCUACAGUCUGAAGCAGGAGACGAACGAUUUUCUGACAGAGUUAUGUCAGAACUUGAGCGACGAGAAUGAUAGUUUAAUUAUGCUUGCGCGGAACACUGUCCAGACUCUGAAGGACUUGCAAGGGUUGCCCCAAAGUGAGGAGAAUGAUGAGUAUUCGAACGGUGCAAGCGUAGGAACUCAGAAAUCAUCACAAGGGCCAGUUACUACACUUCCGGCGUCUUGUGAAGAGCUGUCCAACCAAAUGGAUAGGGUGCUUGAACAUCUGAGAACACUCCUCACUAAUCCCUCUUUUGUACCGCUCGAGGAAGUCGAGGUGCGCGACGAGGAAAUAGGGAGGCUACGGGAAAGUUGGGAAAAGAUGGAGAGCAGGUGGAAACAAGCUGUUACCAUGAUGGACGGAUGGCAUAGACGAAUCGCCGAUGGUGGUGGCUCCGUGCAAGCGGAGGAGUUGCGAAUGGGUAUGAGGCUCGACCUUAGCGUAGACUCGGCUCAGGAUCUUGCACCAGCCGACGACGAGGCACAGAUGCAGUCGCCAAUUUACGAAGACCAGGAGGCUGAAGAUGAAGAAGAGUCCGCAGACAGGGCUUCUCAAGAGAGCGUUGAGCUACCUCCGGCUUGUGUUGACACUCAGCUACCAGUGCGGGAGGAAAAGUCUCAGAAGAGCUCCGACCGUGCGCUGAAGGAGCGGAGCGAGAAUGUUCGACCCGCGCGCUUGCCACGAAAGGUUUCUUUCACACCUGGACUCCAUGGAUCACCUUGUGAACCUAGUGGUGGCGAUGAUACUCUGCCAAUCAAAGCGCAUCAGUCCGAGACAGUUACGCGCAGGCCGUCGAGGAGAAAACCGGAGACCAAGACGUCACGUCAGGUACCGAGCCAGACUAGCAGACUGCAUGAGCCGAAAAAGCCAGGUCUGACUAAAGAGCAGGGCCCCAGCUCUCAAACUCGGAUGAGUGUUUCGCAGAAACUAGCCGCUGCGGAGAGUGAAGCUCGCGCUGCGGAACAAGCCCGCAAAGAAGGCGAGAGCCGUAAGCGAGGCCGCGCAGUGAAGGGUUCUAAAGGGAGCCAAGAUCGGCGAAGAAGCACUCUCACUAAUGACGAGCUGGGCGAGCUGCUGGGGAUGACAUCCCGGUGA
Aspergillus caelatus is the source of this 1737-nucleotide messenger RNA. RefSeq lists its product as uncharacterized. The transcript has 3 exons. NCBI's taxonomy places the organism in Eukaryota, Fungi, Ascomycota, Eurotiomycetes, Eurotiales, Aspergillaceae. The coding region runs from base 1 to 1737 and encodes 578 amino acids. The record is from RefSeq and is a predicted model, not a curated record.